AUGGAUCCUACACUCUUAAUCGGUGAUAUUGUCGAGCGCGACUCUAGUGAUAAGAAGCCUGUCGAGUUCUCCGAUCAACCCAUCUCAUCUACCGGGUUCCCGCAACACAAACGACGAUGGAGGACGUCUGCCUUCAAACAGCAGCGCGCCGCCGAGGCAGCCGGCCAAACAUCCAGCGCCCGGUCACAACCCCAGGACCGACCUGAGGUGAAUAAAGCUCAAGAUUCGACUGCGAAUAUGGGCUUCGAGGAGGUUGAGAAGAAGCGCAUCGAUCAGGAGAACCGUCAGAAGCUCGCCAGCAUGAGCCCCGCCGAGAUCGCCCAGGCGCAAAACGAUAUCAUGAACGGACUGAAUCCUGCUCUCAUCCAACGUCUAUUACAGCGAGCCAAUAUCGAUGAGCCGGCUGGUCCAUCGCCGUUCGAUCCCCCGCCAUCCGAAACACCACAGGCGCCUGAGCCUCCGCCCGAGAUCAAAAUCGAGGAUACAUCCAAGACCAUGGCAUCAUCUGUUACAGAAGAUGCGGUGCAAGGCGCAAAAUCUACAAAGGAGCCAGGCUCAGAAAAUAAGGCAUCCCCAUCACCCGCAGUCUCGACAAAGAAGAUCGCAGACGACUACGAUGAAGACCAGGCCCCAACCCAGAUACCCCCUGAUAUUUUCCCAAUCACCGAUCUACCCAAGUCGGUUCACUUCCCAGCUCCUCCCAGCCUUCCUGAUGUCGAUCCUUCCGAUCCCGACUUUUUGGCUACACUGCAUGAGAAAUACUUUCCUAACCUCCCAGCCGAUCCAAGCAAGCUCGCCUGGAUGGCUCCUAUCCCCACCCAGGACAGCCCAGCAGACAAAGACUCUUCCUACUACCCACACCCUGAAAUCGCGGUAUCAGCUUUCCGAUUUGACUUUCGGGGUCGAUUCUUAUCCCCACGGGUCAGUCGAUCUAUCCCCUCAUCCAAGGGUCUACAUCAUCAUGGAGAAGCCCCAGAGGCUGCGGGAUACACCAUUGCGGAGCUGGCGCGGCUCGCCAGAAGUGCAGUCCCAGCACAAAGAUGCAUGGCAUUCCAAACACUUGGAAGAAUUCUAUACCGGCUUGGAAAUGGAGAGUGGGGAAAGACUGAAGACGAUCCCAUCGCCAUGGGAGUGUGGAACUCAGUUAAGCAGGGUCGGGUAUUGCAGAGUCUGAUGGAGGCGGCUAUGGGUGAGGGCGGCCACAGAGGCAGCCGCGCAUAUGCAACUGAGGCUCUCUGGCUUUUUGAAAAGGGUGGAUGGAAAGAAAAGUACAAGGGAAGGUGA
Molecule: messenger RNA, 1284 nt
Organism: Fusarium keratoplasticum
Lineage: Eukaryota; Fungi; Ascomycota; Sordariomycetes; Hypocreales; Nectriaceae
Exons: 1
Coding region: 1-1284 (427 amino acids)
Biological process (GO): transcription by RNA polymerase II
Cellular component (GO): nucleus
Source: RefSeq, a predicted model, not a curated record